CGCUGUGCUCUCCCCGUCUGUUCCGUGACAGGACGUGUGGGAUCGCGCUGUUGUCAACAGCGGUUCUCUUUUGCGAGCUAGGCCCGGCCCUCUCCCGAUCUCUCUAUAAAAGGACCCGGAAAUCGAGCCGAGCCGAAGAGUGAACACGAGUAUUCCUGCUGCUUGUAGUUAAAAAGCUAGCCACCAGAUCAUCAAGGUUGCAAGAAAUUAGUUGAGUUGCUUGUCCGGCUCGACCGUGUGUGCAGAUAGAUAGGUGUAGGGUGGUUAUUCCUCUCGGCUGCAUAAAGAAACGUCGGCACUCGGCACGAAAGGAGGGAUGGGGUUGAGGGAGAUAGAGUCCACAUUGCCGCCGGGGUUCAGGUUCUACCCCAGCGACGAGGAGCUGGUCUGCCACUACCUCUACAAGAAGGUGGCCAACGAGCGCGCCGCGCAGGGGACGCUUGUGGAGGUCGACCUGCACGCGCGCGAACCAUGGGAGCUUCCAGACGCGGCUAAGCUGACGGCUAGCGAGUGGUACUUCUUCAGCUUCAGAGACCGUAAGUACGCCACAGGAUCGCGCACGAACCGUGCCACCAAGACCGGCUACUGGAAGGCCACAGGCAAAGACCGUGAGGUGCGUGACCCGGCCACACGCGCCGUCGUCGGUAUGAGAAAAACGCUGGUGUUCUAUCAGGGACGUGCCCCCAACGGAGCCAAGUCUUACUGGGUCAUGCACGAGUUCCGCCUGGACUCGCCGCAUGCACCACCGAAGGAGGACUGGGUUCUCUGCAGGGUGUUCCAGAAACGGAAAGACAGCGAGCAAGACAAUGCCAGCUCCUCCUCGCCGACCUUCGCCGGCUCAUCGCAGGCCGCGGUUCUGCCGGACCAGCCCAUGAUGGACGCGUACAACGACCAGACAGGAUCGUCGGUCGGCUUCGCACCGCCGCAGGAGAACGCCGGCAGCUUAAACCCGUUGCUGAAUGCAGCGAUCUGGCAGUACGGCUCGGUCCUUGAUCACUUCCCGCAGGAAGUGAGCAGCUCCAGGGGAGUAGGAGACACAUGCGGCAUCUUCUACGACACCGGCUUCGAGGAGAUGUCGAACCUUGGGGGCAUGGGAUUCCCGCAGGGGUGGAUGGGUUGAUGCAUGCAUGGACGUCGAACGUCCAGUAUUCAUGGAAUUGUGCAUUGUGAAGAAAAUGAUUGGAUUAAUUCCAUUGGUGAUAGCUAUUGUAUAAA
Messenger RNA from Phragmites australis (common reed), 1215 nucleotides. Its product is annotated as protein CUP-SHAPED COTYLEDON 1-like. NCBI's taxonomy places the organism in Eukaryota, Viridiplantae, Streptophyta, Magnoliopsida, Poales, Poaceae. Gene Ontology annotation, biological process: regulation of DNA-templated transcription. The transcript has 3 exons. The record is from RefSeq and is a predicted model, not a curated record. Gene Ontology annotation, molecular function: DNA binding. The coding region runs from base 317 to 1120 and encodes 267 amino acids.